AUGCACCUCUUUUGCAACUUUCUAUUGCAGUCCCAUGCCAUUGCCUCUCUCUAUCCUGAAACAACAAUCUUCUUUGCUGACCUUGCUGGGUUUACAAAAUGGUCUUCAUCUCGUACUCCCAUUGAGGUGUUCGACUUGUUGGAGACGGUGUACGGCGAAUUUGACAAAUUGGCCAAGCGAUACAAAGUCUUCAAAGUCGAGACAAUUGGGGAUUGCUAUGUGGCUGUCACUGGUCUUCCCAAGCCUCAAGAAGAUCAUGCGUUGCUGAUGUGCAAGUUUGCCCGCUCGUGCAUGGCUAAGUUCCAGCUUGUGACGGUAGAUCUCUCGGAUACGCUAGGCGAGGACACCAAAUUAUUGGAAAUGAGAGUUGGUCUCCAUAGCGGUCCUGUUACGGCCGGGGUACUCCGUGGAGACAAAGGUCGAUUCCAGUUGUUUGGCGAUAGUGUCAACACUGCCAGUCGAAUGGAGAGCAAUGGGGUGAAGGGAAAGAUCCAUUGCAGUGAAGCUACUGCUGAGGCUUUGCGCAAAGCACGAAAACAAAACUGGCUGGUCCCCAGAGAAGAUAAGAUUGUGGCAAAAGGCAAAGGUGAAAUGCAAACAUACUGGGUUGAAAUGUCUGGGCUAGCAGCAACAAGUACAUCAGGUUCUGUGCUGUCCGGGAUUCAUUCCAUCGAGACCCCAGAACAAAGCACCCCGACACCAUCGUCUCAUGCUUCCAUGCCGCUUCGAAACAAUCCCAACCAGCAGCAGGAUCUAGAGGGAAGCAAAAGUGGCAUUGAGUGCUAG
This is a messenger RNA of Seminavis robusta, 786 nucleotides long. NCBI's taxonomy places the organism in Eukaryota, Bacillariophyta, Bacillariophyceae, Naviculales, Naviculaceae. The record is from the annotation of a GenBank genome assembly.